Messenger RNA from Miscanthus lutarioriparius, 234 nucleotides. The record is from the annotation of a GenBank genome assembly. NCBI's taxonomy places the organism in Eukaryota, Viridiplantae, Streptophyta, Magnoliopsida, Poales, Poaceae.
AUGGAAGUGACGAAGGCGGAAGGCGGCGCCGGCGUGCCAGAAGAACGAAGGGAGAACGGAGGACGAUUCGAUUGGUCCGGAUUCUUCAAGUGGUGGUCACUGCUCUGCAUAUUGUGCCUCCGGACGCGGGCUGCUUCAGAGAAGUGCCGUGACACCGCCGAGCAUCGUCCGUCCCCCCUGUAUUUUCCCCUUAGUGCUAGGAGAGUCUUCGCAUCGCUUGAUGCAUCGAAGUAA